GUGCCCUUACUCAACAUGGCCGCCACAGAAUCGAGAUACGUCGAAGAUGGCGCAUCUGCAAACGCGCCACAGUCCCCGCCCCUUUCCUGCUUUCAGGGCGCGCUCCAGCUGCAUCUCCCGGAUCAAUUCUCCGACGACGACAUGUCUGCCAGUAGUCUCCUGGAACCGAGACCCAAAGGGCAAGGAAGCAAAGUACAACAUGGAUCUGUUCAUCAGAAAGAUGGAGUAAAUGAUGAUGAGUUUGAGCCCUAUCUGCAUACACAAGAGCGCCAGAGUAAUGGAUACACUGCCUUGUCAGAUUCUUACCUUCCCAGUUACUACAGUCCAUCCAUUGGAUUCUCUUAUUCUCUGGGUGAUGCCGCCUGGUCUACUGGAGGGGACCCAACACCCACUAUGCCUUUUCUUGCUUCCUAUGGUCAGUUAGGUAGUGGUGAGCCACACUUUUUGCCAGAUGCAAUGUUUGGACCUCUAGGAAGUGCUCCUUUCUUGGGACAACCUGGAUUCAACUUUUUUCCAAGUGGCAUGGACUUUUCAGCCUGGGGCAGUGGAGGAAGUUCUCCAGGUGCAUCUGCCCCUAGCUCUGGCUAUGGUGGUAGUUAUGCAUAUGCUCCCAGCAGCUUGGGAGGAGCGGUUUUGGAUGGCCCAGCAAGUUUUGGUGGUGGUAAAGCUGUAGGCAGUCUAGAGCAAAGUAUGGGAGCUUUAAAAUUGGGAGAAGGAAAUGGUAUUAAAACUGGUGUGACCAGUUUGCCCCCUGCAACUAUUGCUCCACCAAAACAGGCAUCCUGGGCGGACAUUGCCAGCAAACCAGCCAAGCCAAGCAUUGGAAAGGCCCUUCCUCCACCAGUUAAGCAAAACAUGGAAAUUGGAACUUGGGACAACAAAGUACCCACAGCCAACCUUUGCCAGCUACCUUCACCUCCAGUCCUUCAGCAGCCAACUUCUAUUAUAUCCUCUUCGUCACACGCUCCAGCUCGUUGGUCAGCACCUCGUAGCCGUGGUUCAGAGCAAGCCCUUGUAUCACACACCUCAACAGACCCUCAUCCUGUCCUGGAGAAACUAAGAUCCCUUAAUAACUAUAACCCAAAGGACUUUGACUGCAACCCAAAAUUUGGCCGAGUGUUUAUUGUGAAGAGUUACUCAGAAGAUGACAUUCACCGUUCUAUCAAGUACAAUAUAUGGUGUUCUACAGAACAUGGUAAUAAACGUCUGGACGCUGCUUUUCGCUCCCUGAAUGGUAAAGGUCCUGUCUAUUUACUUUUCAGUGUUAAUGGAAGUGGUCACUUUUGUGGGGUGGCAGAAAUGAGAUCUGCUGUGGACUAUAAUACUUGUGCAGGUGUGUGGUCUCAGGACAAGUGGAAGGGCCGAUUUGAUGUGCGUUGGGUGUUUGUGAAGGAUGUACCCAAUGGUCAAUUACGACACAUCCGGCUAGAGAACAAUGAGAAUAAGCCGGUUACCAACUCUCGAGACACACAGGAGGUUCCUCUAGAAAAGGCCCGUCAGGUACUGCGAAUCAUAGCUAGCUAUAAGCAUACCACCUCCAUAUUUGAUGACUUUUCACAUUAUGAGAAGAGGCAAGAGGAAGAGGAUAGUACCAAGAAGGUGGUUAAGAAUUAGAAGGUCAUCAGAUGAUCAGGAUUCUCAUACAGGAUUUAUUCUCUACACUUUAUGUGGAACCGAAAGAGCUAAGCAAGCAAAUGUGUGAUGAAAGUGUCAAGAACAUACAAAGACUCGGGGUCAAUGCCUCUGAAUUGUACCCCUUUCGCCAUUUUUCAGGGAUUACGAUAAUAUUGGAUUUAAUGCUGGGUUGCCGAUCAGGACUGGAUUUGUUCAGAAAAUCCUAUGUUCAUUUAUUUGUGUCUUUUUUAUAUUUUAGGCAGAAGCCGAAGUUUAAUUUUUUGACAGUGUGGCAGAAGUCUUGCUUCUUAUUUUCUUUUGCACCCCCUGGCCGCACCCAGUAUGUAUGUGUUUUGAGCGUACAUGUUUUCUUUGUGUUUAAAGGGGUCGUCCAUCCACCCAAUUUUAUGGAAAAAAAAUAAAAAUAAAAAAAUGCUUACCACAUUAUACGCAAAGCAAAACUCGCCUUACUGAUUCCCCCACCACUCCCGAUUCAAUACGUCCCUUGCUGGUGUUUGGUUCUACCAUCUCCAAUGGUAACAUGUUGACAUGAACAUGUGACCGUUGUAGCCAGGGAUUGGUUGUAGUAGUCACAUGUCUGUGUGGACAGGUCAUUGCUGGAGCAGGAAGAAUGGAAACAAAGGGGGGACCCAGGAAGCGCCGAAGCAGUGGCAGGGAAUCAGUAGCAUGAAUGCAACUUUUUUUUAUUUUAUCGCAUUCUUAGCGGGUAUUUUUCUUUUAUUUAGCUGGCUGAACAACCCAUUUACUAGGCUACAUACUCACUACAUGUAAACAUGCAGCUGCUGGGAAGUAGUAUGUCACGUUCACACAGUGCAGUUCUUGCAAGUCUUUUCUUUUAUACCCAUUUAUUUAAGCUCCACUAUUGUUUUUGUCCAAAUGAAAAACUGCUUAGUGUAAACAAGGCCUAUGACACUGGGACCACAAUCUGGAUUCUGCAAGUUCUUACCAAACUGCUAGCCUUACUCAAAUAAUUCUCUUUUCAUAUAUAAUUUUUUAUUUUUUGUGAACGGGUAUGUAUGUCAGGAUGACUCCAUCUACGAUGUGUUCUAAGUGCUCUCAACAUAAGGUGUGGGUUUUCCUCCCUUUGGUGGGCUUUAGUUUUGCUCAGGGUAACAGCCUGACCUUCUCCCACUUCAGCCAUCGAUUAGAAAACAUAUGCCUUGUCUAAAAACGAUUGGGAAUGUGAACAAAAACUAAUAGCUCCUCCAAGACUUGCAUGAAGUAUUCAAAGUUUUUCCAAUAUAGCUUCAGUGUUAGAAGGGAUGGAAAGUUUAUGGUUUUGAGGAAUGUUAUUUGCCAUAGUUAAGCAUGCGUGGCAAACUGAGAAUGUCAAAGGGGGUUCUCUACUUUUAAAGUGGCUAACUCCAAAUAAUUUCUUAUAGAGACACUUUGUUGUAUGUCUUCAACCUAGUAUUUCAAUAGCUUGCACUUUCUAACAAAGCGGCAGAGGAGAGGCACGGCUGAUUCAGUUUAGAACUGUUUUGGUUUGAGAAAAAAAUCUAGCCAGUGACUUGGAAGCUGCUCACAGAAAGUAUAUGGCGCAUGGUGAGGAGUCCCUCAACAGUAUUAUUGAGAAUGAGGGCAGCCCAGAUGGAGUAACCCGUAUUAAUUGCUUUCUAAAGAUUGCGCACAUCGGGGGAAAUUUACACCGGUUUGAUAAAGUAGAACUGGCUUAGUAGCCCAUAGCAACCAAUCAGAUCCCACCUUUCAUUUUCCAAAGGAGCUGUAAAAAAUGAAAGGUGGAAUCUGGUUGGUUGCUAUGGGCAACUUGGCCAGUUCUACUUUAGCAGUUUGAUAAAUCUCGCCCACUUUUUUUUUUCUGUAUUCUUAUUUUGUGCUAAAGCCAUUUUUCCAGUAAGUCUUUAUUAAAAAUGUGUAACCAUUUGUCUUCUAGAGUUUGCAUCUUUUCACAUAUACUACAGACUUCACAGUGAAAUCAGUCAGAAGAUCUCUCCGAUGGAUCCGAUAUGUAUCUUUUUUUCUCUGCGUUCCUGAGAGCUCAUAAAACAUUAAUUUAAGCUGAAUUCUUAUCAAAAUAAUGAUCCAUCUUGAAGGAGUGAAAGAUAUCAACGGCCUGCAGUAUAUGUGAAAAGAUGCAGAAAACAAACAGAUGUUUCACUUACAGAACAAGUACAAUGCAAUAAUAAAAGUGCAUUCAAAGGUAUCCAUAGACGUUAAUGACCAAUAACUGACAGGAUUUAUGUAUUUAGGAAUAAAUUUCUCUAUUUGUAUUCAUUUUGGAUUCCACAAUAGAAAAAUAUGUUUGAAGUGACAAAGCGACAUUCCAGGAAAGAAGGAUGUCUGAAUGUAAAGACUCCUCUUACUGAGAGCCUAUAUUUUCAUCAGCAUUGUUCUGGUUAUUGCUUGGCCUGUUACUCACCAUUGAAGGCUAUCUUUUUUGCUCCACCCAAAGUCUCAUAGCCAUCUCUCUAUUUAGGAUCUGGGAGGGGCUCUGCCUGUGUAGUUUGUAACAUCUGUCAUUUAUGCUCCUGGAAUAAAUCUUAUGUUUAAUGCAGAA
Molecule: messenger RNA, 4153 nt
Organism: Bufo gargarizans (Asiatic toad)
Lineage: Eukaryota; Metazoa; Chordata; Amphibia; Anura; Bufonidae
Gene: YTHDF2
Product: YTH N6-methyladenosine RNA binding protein 2
Exons: 6
Coding region: 16-1614 (532 amino acids)
Biological process (GO): mRNA destabilization
Cellular component (GO): cytoplasm
Molecular function (GO): N6-methyladenosine-containing RNA reader activity; mRNA binding
Source: RefSeq, a predicted model, not a curated record